CACUGGUCUCACACUCCACACGUCAAAGCUAAGCUAAACCCGGGAGUAAAAAAACAUCCUCCCUUCUCCAGUCUCCCCAAAAAUUGCGUUGAAAUCCCCCCAAAACCCCUCCUCGCUCGGCUCGAAUCCCGACACGCAAGGAUUCAUCCUCCGCUCCAGCCAAGUGGAUGCGCUGCCGCCGGAGCCGGACCCGGCGUUGAUCCCCCAUGGCGGCACCGGAGGCGCGCCGCUUCGCGGUCGUGCCGCAGCUAGAUAUUGAGCAGAUACUGAAGGAGGCACAACAAAGAUGGCUGCGCCCUACUGAAAUUUGUGAAAUACUUAAAAACUACAGAAAUUUUCGUAUCGCCCCAGAACCACCAAAUAUGCCUCCAAGUGGCUCACUUUUUCUGUUUGAUCGGAAAGUAUUGAGAUACUUCAGGAAGGAUGCUCAUAAUUGGAGGAAGAAAAAAGAUGGAAAGACUGUCAAAGAAGCGCAUGAAAGAUUGAAAUCUGGAAGUAUUGAUGUGCUCCACUGCUAUUAUGCGCAUGGGGAAGACAAUGGGAAUUUCCAAAGGAGAACUUACUGGAUGUUGGAAGAGGAUUUCAUGCACAUUGUCCUCGUACAUUAUCUUGAGACCAAGGGUGGUAAGUCAUCUCGAGCUAGGGGGGAUAAUGACAUGCUUCAAGCAGCUGGUGUGGAUAGUCCAUUAAGUCAGUUACCUUCUCAAACUAUUGAGGGUGAAAGCUCACUCAGUGGACAUGCCUCUGAAUAUGAAGAAGCAGAAUCAGCAGAUAUUUAUUCAGGAGGAGCCGGAUACAACUCUUUCACUCAGAUGCAGCAGCAUCAAAAUGGAGUUGGACCAGUGAUUCAUCCUCCUAUUUUCAGCUCUUAUGGUCCUUCUUCAUCUAUAGGUACUUAUCCAGUACUGCAGCAUGCUAUGGUGAACAAUACAAAUAUGUAUUCUGGCAGUCAAGAUAGUUCCUCUGUUCUUCUGAGUGAUUCAAGAGCUGGAUUUAUACAGAAUAGCCAUGAAAGUCACAAUGAUCUUUCAUCAUGGAAUGAGGUUAUGAAAUCGAAUAGAGGAUUUAUGCCACAUCUGCAACCUCCUGUUCCUCCUGAGGUUGGCACUUCUGCAGAAGGCCCAGCAGUAGAGUAUUUGACAUUUGAUGAAGUAUAUUCGGAUGGACUUAGUCUCAAUGAUAUUAGUGCUGCACGUGCUGACGGAGAAUCAUUCUGGCAGUUCUCCAGUGCUACUGGCGAUUCUGCAAUGGAGAACAGUUUUGCACAAAAUAAUGGAUAUGGGGAGGCAGCCAUCAGCCACCCUUUUUUGAAGACUAAAUCAUCCAAUUUAUCUGAUAUCCUAAAAGAUAGCUUUAAGAAAUCUGACAGUUUUACAAGAUGGAUGAGCAACGAGCUUCCUGAUGUGGAGGAUUCCCAAAUUCAGUCUAGCUCUGGGGCGUACUGGAACUCUGAAGAGGCAGAUAGUAUCAUCGAAGCAUCAAGCCGUGAGCCACAGGAUCAGUUUACUGUGGCACCAAUGCUUUCACAAGACCAGCUCUUUAGUAUAGUUGAUUUUUCACCAAGCUGGACAUAUGCAGUCUCAAAGACUAAGGUUUUAGUUAGUGGGAGAUUAUUAAAUGCCAACGAAGUGACUGAAAGAUGCAAGUGGUCAUGUAUGUUUGGAGAAGUUGAAGUUCCAGCAGAGAUUUCAUCAGAUGGGACUCUACGUUGUUAUUCUCCUCCACACAAACCUGGUAGAGUCCCUUUCUAUAUCACCUGUUCCAACAGGUUGGCCUGCAGUGAAGUACGUGAGUUUGAAUUUCGACCAAGUGACUCUCAGUACAUGGAUGCUCCUAGUCCACAUGGUGCAACAAACAAAAUUUAUUUCCAGAUACGCCUUGAUAAACUAUUGUCCCUCAGGCAAGACACAUACCAAGCAACUGUAUCUAACCCCAGUCUGGAGAUGAUUGAUUUGAGUAAGAAGAUAAGUUUGCUGAUGAAAAACAAUGAUGAUUGGUCGGAGUUACUAAAGCUUGCUGAUGAUAAUGAGCUGCUUACAAUUGAUCAGCAGGAUCAGUUUGCUGAAAACUUGAUCAAGGAAAAACUGCAUGUCUGGCUUCUUCAUAAAGCAGGUGAUGGUGGAAAGGGACCAAGCGUAGUAGAUGAUGAGGGACAGGGCGUACUUCACCUAGCAGCUGCCCUUGGGUACGACUGGGCUAUUAGACCAACUGUUACUUCCGGUGUGAACAUCAAUUUCAGAGAUGUCCAUGGAUGGACUGCACUCCAUUGGGCUGCAUUCUGCGGCAGAGAGCGGACUGUUGUCGCACUUAUUGCGCUGGGAGCAGCUCCUGGAGCUUUGACAGACCCAACUCCCGAUUUCCCUGGAAGCACACCAGCAGAUCUGGCAUCUGCUAAUGGACACAGGGGAAUUUCUGGUUUCCUGGCAGAGUCUUCUCUGACUAGCCAUCUUCAGGCCCUCAACCUGAAGGAAGCCAAUAUGGCUGAAAUAUCUGGCCUACCUGGCAUUGGAGAUGUUACUGACAGAAGUUCUUCUCAGCCUGCAAUUGGAGAUUCCUUAAGUGCUGUUCGUAAUGCUGCUCAAGCUGCUGCUCGGAUAUAUCAAUUUAAUAGAAUACAAUCCUUCCAAAGAAAGCAAGCUGUUCAAUACGAGGAUGACAAAAGUGGAAUAUCAGAUGAGCGUGCACUUCCGCUCAUGUCUGUCAAGUCAUCCAGACCAGGGAAGCUUGAUCCCCUGCAUGCUGCUGCAUCUCGUAUACAAAAUAAGUACAGGGGAUGGAAGGGGAGAAAGGAGUUUCUUCUUAUUAGGCAGCGGAUUGUAAAGAUCCAGGCUCAUGUGCGUGGCCACCAAGUGAGGAAGCAUUAUCGGAAGAUAAUUUGGUCUGUUGGGAUAGUGGAGAAAGUUAUAUUACGCUGGAGGCGCAGAGGGGCUGGGUUGCGUGGGUUUCGGUCUUCCGAAGGUGCCAUGGAGAGCAGCAGUGGUGGAACAAGUACCAAUUUGGUCACGCAUAAACCUGCUGGGGAUGACUAUGAUUUCUUGCAAGAAGGACGAAAGCAAACUGACGACAGACUGCAGAAAGCUCUUGCCAGAGUCAAGUCCAUGGCUCAGUACCCAGAAGCAAGAGAUCAGUAUCAGAGGAUUUUGACUGUUGUAUCAAAAAUGCAAGAGUCCCAGGCCACUCAAGAAAAGAUGCUCGAGGACGCAGCAGAGAUGGACGAAGGCUCUUUCAUGAGUGAAUUCAAGGAGCUGUGGGAUGAUGGUACACCUGCCCCUGGCUAUUUCUAGUGUACGAAUUGGUGGAUGCCUUUGUAAAUCACAUUUUUUUUUUACUUUUUGUCCCAGAGUGCUGAUGAUUGAUACAUACUGACAACCCAAGUACUGAUAUCUUGGAUUUGAAUUCUGUUUUGUUAUUUGUUGCUAUUUAUGUACAGUGAUACCUUAUUAACAGUAUGGAACUCAUGUACAAAGUUCAACAUAGGCAGUCAUGGAUUCUAGGCUGCAUGAGGAGUUUGAGUAGGUUUUCAGUCAACGUUAGGAGUUUGCGUCUGUUUUC
Molecule: messenger RNA, 3552 nt
Organism: Lolium rigidum
Lineage: Eukaryota; Viridiplantae; Streptophyta; Magnoliopsida; Poales; Poaceae
Product: calmodulin-binding transcription activator 3-like
Exons: 13
Coding region: 207-3284 (1025 amino acids)
Biological process (GO): regulation of transcription by RNA polymerase II
Cellular component (GO): nucleus
Molecular function (GO): transcription coregulator activity; double-stranded DNA binding; protein binding
Source: RefSeq, a predicted model, not a curated record